Molecule: messenger RNA, 660 nt
Organism: Parnassius mnemosyne (clouded apollo)
Lineage: Eukaryota; Metazoa; Arthropoda; Insecta; Lepidoptera; Papilionidae
Source: the annotation of a GenBank genome assembly
AUGGCAAACCAACGUUGGUCAGUCGAUAAAAAUAUAAAAUUCAUUAACGAAUACCAGCGUAACGAGUGUCUUUGGGAUCCAAAACACCCUCAAUAUAAAAAUAGAAAUGCUAGAGAGGCAGCCUACAAAGUAAUUAUGGAAACCAUGGAAAUGGACACUGUGAAAGAAGUUGUAAGCAAAAUACGGAUACUUCGUAAUACUUAUAACAACGAACUUUUGAAAGCAAAAAAAUGUAAUACGACGGGUAUGGGAACUGAUGAGGUGUACAUGUCUAAAAUACCUUGGUUGCCUCAUAUGCAUAUUUUGAAAAACAUUGAUAGUUACACCAGAGAAAAUACAGAGAAUUUGACACCAAACAUUGCACCCUACACUCAAGAAGCUUCAGUUUAUGAAUCCAACGAUGAAGAGUUCACUGUACCACGUAUAAAUUCAAGAAAUAAAAGGAAAUUAAAAGAUCCACUCCUUAGAGCAGUUGAUGCAUUAGAAAAAGUUUCAACGCAGCAGUUUUCAAAUAACACAGGUGAUGACGAAUUUGACCUUUUCGGACGCACUAUAGCUCAGAAGUUACGGCAGCUUCCAUUAGAAGCUGCCCUAGAGACCGAAGAAGUAAUAUUGGCUACUAUAAGACAGCAACGUGUAAAGCUAUUAAAACAGAGAUAG